CGCGAAGAUUGGCGAAGAUGCGCGAGCCGAUCAGUUGACAGUUUCGACUCCGUCCGUGUCGCGUGUCGUUUUUUAACGUCGGAUACUGGAGCCGCACGAGAUGAGCCGCACGAUAUCGGCCGUAUCGGCGUGAUACUGAAUUAUAUAUACUCCAACUUCUGACUUGAGAGAAAAGUGAGAGAGUCUCUCGGCGUGCGCAAAGUAUGACGGAGAUAGAAUGGAUAUCAAAACCCAUGGAGUAUGGGAAUAUCGUGAAGUUUGCAUGCUUAGAGGAAGCUACGGAUCACCCCCUGAAACCGGUUGUAAUCACUCUAAUCGAUGGACGUGGCGCAGCCAGACGCGGCGCGCUGCGAAGUACGAGUACCGGCUCCUCCACAGGAACACCGACACCGACGCACACGCCGAUCCCUGCGAAUCCGCUGAGCGACCCGUUGCUAAGUCAUCCUUCCCUCGACGGCUCCGAUCCCCUCACGCAGUUUGCUCGAGAAGAAUUGGAUCCUCUCUCUAAAAUGGCUGCAGACGAAUGGGAUUAUUCUAACGUCGCAUCCGCGAGUAAAAAAUCAAAAGACACGGCGGAAGAAUUGGUAGAGCCGUGGUCUGUUAGACGUUCCGCUAUACUGAGUAAAUACACGACCUCCGAGAAACUGUCAAUUGUCACCAGCUUCUUGCCAGGUGGAGAGAAAGUUGUAGUGAAGGUUCAGCCGAGCGGGCCGAUGGUCGACAAGGUGAAAACGCGACUCGAACAAUUGGACGACUUUGAGGAAGGCUCCGUUAGGCAAAUGCUGGACUUGUCGCAGCAACAGUACACCGCGCGAAUCGAACAAUUGAACAACGAACUAGUGCAAGCCUGGCAUUCCGACCAAAGAGUGAAGGCGCUCAAAAUUGCGAUACAGUGUGCCAAAUUAUUAGUAGAUACGUCCGUAAUGGCUUUUUAUCCGAGCAAGUUCGUUCUCAUCACAGAUAUCUUGGAUAUCUUUGGAAAACUUGUGUACGAGAGAUUGAAAAUGAAGGCCGAGUACUACAAACCAGGAAGUAAAGUACCCACGAGCUUGCCGGAUAACUUCACACCCGACAUGGUUCCUGAGAACGCGAAGGAGACGUGUCGCAAUUGGUUUUACAAGAUAGCUUCGAUACGCGAACUGGUGCCGCGUCUGUACGUAGAAAUGGCGAUAAUAAAAUCGUACAGUUUUCUAACGACGAGUGAAUUUAACACCGCACUGCUACGCAUAACUCGUAUGAUAAGGGGUAUCGGAAAUCCGUUGAUUGCGGUUUACGCGAGGUGUUACUUGUGCCGCGUGGGAUUGGCACUGAACAAAACAUCGGACUUCGAGUUUGUGAGGGAGAACUUGUACGACUUUCUUUUUACGUACCAGCAGCUGUUCGGGACCGCCGUGAGAAACGAAAUAGUGAAGCAAAAUGUCACCCUUCACUCGUACCUUAACUUGUAUUCGCCGGCUUUGGAUUGGAUCGUACAGGUCUUGGUCGCGACGUCGCCCGAGAGCCUUCUCGAGGAGGUUCUGUCUCGAUGUAAAAAACAGGAGAACGGAUCGUUAUUAUUAAAUACAGUGCUGACUGCAUUUAAACCGACGUAUAUUGCCGUGCGUGCUAUGGACUUCGUUAAUUUAAUAGUAGCGAGUGAAGACGAUGGAUAUCCUCAGUAUCUCUUGUAUCGAAGUUUGGGAGAAUGCCUUGUACGAGAAUCUCCGCCGAAAGAAGACUGUCAGUCGGUGCUUAACGUGAUAUGGAAGUACAUAACGGAUCUGACGGAUCCCAACAAAUUCAUGCAUUGCGUCGAGAUCUGGAUUCAAUUCACUGUCAUACACUUUUCUGUAAACGAACUAAAUUUAUUUUUCGGCAAGAUAAUAGACCGGCUACGACCGAACAAAGCUUUCGAAAAUUAUUAUCCACAGUUGCAGAAUAUUAUUGAGAAGAUAGUCGCCCACACGCAAGACUUCGAAUCGCUGCUUGCCAUGGACAAUUUUUUACCUCUAAUCGACCUGUUUCACAAGGAAAGCGUUAAGGUCGAAGUUUGUAAAACUGUCAUAGAGGGAUUGAGUGCGCAAAACGGGCCUAUUACGGAUCCUAUUAUUAUAAACGCCCUGAUGUUCAUCGCAAGAAUAAUGCACGAUUCCGUCAGCGCUCUGACCGUCGAGGAUGAGAAACGGCAGAUCGGACAACUGAUAUGCGGCCUAGUGCAGCGGGUGGAUUACGGUCGCGAUUUUGAGAAGCAGCUUAGUUUUUACGCAGAGGCCAGGGCAGCGUUUCCCAAUCUCGACAGCGUUCAUAUACAACUUAUACAAUGCGUGAAUAGAUUAUCGGUUGAUACUAGGAAGAUAGUACGUGGCCACCACACGAGGAGAACGUCGGCAUUUGUGCGCGCCUGUGCCGCGUUCUGUUUCAUCACGAUACCGUCGUUAACUUUAGUCCAUACGCGCCUUCAGUUAUACCUACUGUCUGGGCAGGUCGCCCUUUUGAAUCAAUGUCUAGGCCAAGCCGACGCCUGCUUCAAGGCUGCUUUAAGUUUAGUUCCGGAAAUGCCGAAAACCAUCGACAUCGAUGGAAGACAGAAAAGCUCACAACCGUUUCUGCUCUCGUACUUGUCGAAUUUCCUGUCAACGUUGUUAGUGGUUCCCGACAGCCCGGAGCACGGUGUCCUGUACUUGAUGAGAGGCUUGCUCAAUGCGGUCCAGCGUUGCUUCGAGGAGAACACCUCAACGAAACCGUAUUUGUAUUUACGCGUACUCGAUCUUCUCGCGACGGUCGCACAAGAAAAUUAUCCGUACCACAUCGACAAGGUUGACUCGAACGAUAAAUUGUACGGAUCGGAUCAGAAAUUCAUUGGCGAAGUCAACAAAAUAUGUUCAAAGAUCGUGGAGGAAAUAUUGAGUCAUCUGAAGUACCUCGGAUCUACCGAGCAAUUCGAUAAACAGUCGGUCCUGGCACUCGAGCUGUUUAAUUGCUUCAUUAUCCGCGCAGAUUUGCGGGAUGCCGCAUUAGCGAACAUGGCCGUAAAUUUGUGGCACUUGUCGCAACGGCACAAUUCGGUGGAUUCUAAAGUGACGAUGAGAACAAAGGCUUACAUGACGCAGAAGAGUCACCAUCGGGAAUACGAGCAUUUUGCCGAAAUACUCAGAAAAAUGCAGCCGAGAUGAAUGAUACCUUGCCGAUUAAUCAGGAUCCAGCUUGAACAUUUUUUUAUUGGCAGUUGUGUUGAAAGACAUUUUGUAAUUGUGCAAUAAUUUUUUCGAUUACGCGAAUCAAGCCGGUUAGCAGAAAUAAUAGCAGAAAGAUCAAUCGAAAUAUAAAUUAUAACAAUCAAUUGUUAAAAGUUAAUAUACGUUAUAAUAGUUGAUUGUUAAGCAUCACUUUAUAUACUAUAUUUUCUAAAAUAUGGCAAAUAAUGCUCAAAAUAUGACAUAAUCGAUAUAUUUAUACUUAAUAAAAAUAUUCGCUCAGUUCUAAA
Wasmannia auropunctata (little fire ant) is the source of this 3463-nucleotide messenger RNA. RefSeq names its product UPF0505 protein C16orf62 homolog. The transcript has 18 exons. The record is from RefSeq and is a predicted model, not a curated record. Gene Ontology annotation, biological process: endocytic recycling. NCBI's taxonomy places the organism in Eukaryota, Metazoa, Arthropoda, Insecta, Hymenoptera, Formicidae. Gene Ontology annotation, cellular component: endosome. Bases 204 to 3152 code for a protein of 982 amino acids.